AUGGCGUCGCCUGCACCACGAAAAACGCACAGAUACGCUACUCCGCGUCAAUCACUGACGCCGCCUAGACAGCGCCGGAUGGUCAGUGCACGCCCUGCCGGCACACCCUCCAGGCGCACUGAGGAUAUCGCUGUGGUACAAGACGUCAUGGAGGUCGACGACGUGCAAAUGUAUAAUGAACGUAUGCUAGGAUCAGGGAGGGAGACUCUCUACGCGCGCACGGAUGAGAUCAGUGUUGCUUUUCAUGCUGGACUCCCGUUUGAAGUCAGGCGCGAGUUAAAGGGUGCCGAUUUCUAUUCUCAAUCUUGGACAGGUGCAGUUGAUGCCAUCACGGGGUACGCCCUUGCCGCGUCCUCGAACACCUGUUUCAUCUGGCAUCACACCAAACCGACUACAUGCUACAUCCUCCCUUGUCCACCUUCCUCUCAAGAUUAUGCACAACCUCCAUCUGCACCAUUCCACGCUCUAGUCCCCUCUAGGUCACGUUCAGAACCUGGUCUUGUCCUUCUCUCCGUCCGAGGUGACAUCCGUUUCUGGGACAGCAUAACCAGCGGUCUAGCAGGUGGCGGCAGUUUCGAAAGCAUCAAUCUUGAGCUCGGAGAGGGAGAGUAUACGUCUGGAUUGCUUAGGGUUGACGGUCAAAUCUACAUUGCGUCUACAUCGCAUGGACGUCUAUUUAGACUCACGCUCACAUCUCAAAGCGGGCGGCAUACGCUCUCAGCGAGGCUUUUUGCACCGCCGCCCGCACCUGGGCUCUCUCUUGCGCGUCUCCUCUGGUCCACGCCUGCUCCCCAGCCUACACUAGGGAAUAUAUCUGCUCUUGCUCUUGGUUUUGGUAGUGGCGAGGUUAGAAGGGGUAUGGUAGCAGAUAAGGAAUUAUGGACGCUCAGCGAGACCCGCGUGCAGAGGUGGAGCUUGAAUAAGGAGGUGCUACUGGGUGAAGUGGAUGUCCGGGAAGCAGUGGGGAACGUGGAGGAUCUAGAGGGUGUCGAUUUGGGCGUGGAGAGCGAUGGGACACUCGUUGUCCUGGUCUCAUACGCCGGGUCCGAGCAAGAGACAGCUGCGAUGGCGAUUGACCAGUACGGUGGGUUUGGUAUGGGCGUACCGGUACCGAGAAGGAUAUAUGCGCUUGUCAGACUUAGUGCUAGCACGAAGCGGGGUGAGGUGGCGAAGUUUGAGGGAGGGGGUGGAGAUGGAGGUGUGAUAGAGGGCAUAGGUGGAGGCAUGAAGAUAGAUGGUGUUACGGGGGUGCUAUAUGCUACGACAGCCGCGUCGGCACCCUUACAUCCUCGUCUGACACUCCUCGGGGGAGGUGCAGUCGUAGCGAUCAGAUUCGUAGAUGUGGUCGUAUUUUGUGCUCGGGACUCUCCCUACCAGGAUCGCCUUACCCUGAAAGCCCCCAACACAGAUCAGAUACUCGGACUCGAACAGGAACAAGGGGGAGGAGCAGGACCCGAGGACAUGCUCAUACUAACAGCCGGCGUGCUCAUGCGUGCUCGUGUGGAUUUAGGGAGGGUCAAAUCAUUCGAUGAGGCAACCGGCCGCGCGAUCCUCAUAAGAGCACUCCUCACACAAGCCAUACUUUACGGAAGCAACCCCGAUAACCCCCUACAUUUCUCAUUUCCGCCCGAGGUUGAUGCCGAGGCGCUCAUGACAGGUGCAGAGGGGUUAAGCAGGGCCGUCCUCGAGAGUGACCCAGAGAUCAUCCGACCAAAUCAUGACCUCACCUCUCAACUGACCUCUCGAAAAGAUAGGCUCAGCUGGCUCAUACGUUUCAUCAAUGACAAUGCAGCACUCGCAAAGAUGUCGCAACGCAGCCGCCAGCGUCUUGCUACAGAUGCGGAAAAGCUUUAUGCAUGUCAUCAGCUUUGGUUGAAGAUGAAUGAACAUUUAGACGCUGGGGCCUCCCACUCCCUCGUCACUGAUGCCAUUCACGCAUUCACAGCUGCCCACCCUCUUUUACACCCAUCCGCUUCGCACGAUGUUGUCCGAGAUUUCUUCCGGUAUAGAGUAGCAGAGAUUGGCCGGCUGGUUCCGUUCAUGGUGGAACGGGUCGAGAGGACCGGAGAAGGUGCUAUGAAAGAGGUUGGAGGUGCUGUUGUUACGAUUCUGCAAGCAGCGCUCUCGUAUAGAGCGUAUAAUCUUGCCGUGUAUGGCAUUGAACUGCCUAUGAUCAAGCCGUGGACGAGCCGUCCAAGCGCCAUCGACGGUGUGUUAAAGCUUGUCGAUGCAGCCACGAGGUUCGCGCUUGACCCGAGCAAAGCAAACACUAAAAGCGCAUCGAGAGAGCUUCUCCCAGAGCUUGCGAUAAUGUUUUUCGCAUGUAUGCAAGAGAGAUUGGAUUGGCUCGAUAGUCCCAUAGCAGCAGACGAACCUGGUUCCGAGAGGGACCACAUAGAGCUCAAAGAACGCUUCGACCAACUCCGCCCCGAGAUCCUCGAAACUCUUCGUCUGACCUCUUACCUCCCAAACGCUCUCACGCUCGCCGCAUCACACGCCGACUUCCGCUCUCUCGCUGCGCUAUUACACCAAGACACCGUCUACCCGCCCUCUUCCAAUCCGCACGCGCGCACGAUCGAAGAGUAUGUCGACCGCUUUGGCGGAAUGUUUGCGAGGGAGGUCGUGCGAUGGUGUAUGGUGCAUGGGGAAGCGAGGGUGGUAUUUGCGAUGGAGGAGAGUGGGAGGGGAGAGUGGGGAAGGUAUAUGGAUGAGUACUGGGCGGAGGAGGAAGGUGAGGGAGGUAGAUGCGAUGCGGUGGCGUGGUUGAGGGAUUUGGGGCAGGGGCGGUGGAGUGUUGCUGGCACAAGAUUGUUUAGAGAGGCGAAGGGCGCUGGAGAUGUAGGUGUUAAGCAUUUUAUGCUUAGCGUAGGCAAGCUUGCGCAUUUGGCGCAGAUGCAGGAGGCUGGGGAUGCGGACGAUGCUGUAUUGGAUGCAUUCCAUGAUAGCCUGGAUUUUAUAUCGGUGCAGGAGAAAAUUCUUCAGGAAUUUCGGGAAGCUGUCAGCAGUUUGCGGGGCAAACAAAAACAGAGCCUGGACGCGCAAGUGGAUGCGGUAAUAAGGGCGAAAGGUACCAGACUAAAAGGGGACCGGAGGCACGGGCUGCUUGGGAUAAUGAAGAUUUUUGUGAGGCAAGUGCUUCAGGGCAAGGCGCUCAGCUUGGAAGAUGCAGCGGACGUGCUUACACUGCAAGACAAUGCGGAGAGCGUGGAAAACUAUGCUACUGCGCUGCACUUACUUGCGCAUGCCGAGGAUAUUCCAGACGCAAGGAGACAAUCCUCAUUCAAAAGAGUGUGGUGUAGAAUAUACAAUCACGAUGACUGGGACUCAAUCCGCGAAACUGCCAACAUCACUGACGCUCAACUAACCUCCCGCUUCCGUGCAACCGCGCUUUAUACCACGUUCAACGUUAUUUUACCCUCGCCCCAAUUAUCUCAAAUACCAGGUGUCGACCUUGACCCGAAAGAAUGCUUGUCGGUGCCUUUGAUGCCCGAGAUUAAGUCGCGUUUCCCAGGCAUACAGGAGGACAUGGUGGGUGACUUGGCGAGAGAUUACAGAGCCGAGAGCUCAGGAGUCGAAGGACUGAGACUGGAAGACGUGUAUCAUCGUGUUAGGGAGCUGGUGAUGCUGGAUCUGGGGUACGCAAGAGAGGGAUAG
Messenger RNA from Suillus fuscotomentosus, 3654 nucleotides. RefSeq lists its product as uncharacterized. NCBI's taxonomy places the organism in Eukaryota, Fungi, Basidiomycota, Agaricomycetes, Boletales, Suillaceae. The record is from RefSeq and is a predicted model, not a curated record. Gene Ontology annotation, molecular function: protein binding; structural constituent of nuclear pore. Gene Ontology annotation, cellular component: nuclear pore outer ring. Bases 1 to 3654 code for a protein of 1217 amino acids. The transcript is spliced from 19 exons. Gene Ontology annotation, biological process: protein import into nucleus; transcription-dependent tethering of RNA polymerase II gene DNA at nuclear periphery; poly(A)+ mRNA export from nucleus.